Messenger RNA from Physella acuta, 2620 nucleotides. RefSeq names its product tryptophan 5-hydroxylase 1-like. NCBI's taxonomy places the organism in Eukaryota, Metazoa, Mollusca, Gastropoda, Physidae. Gene Ontology annotation, biological process: serotonin biosynthetic process; aromatic amino acid metabolic process. The record is from RefSeq and is a predicted model, not a curated record. Gene Ontology annotation, cellular component: neuron projection. Gene Ontology annotation, molecular function: iron ion binding; tryptophan 5-monooxygenase activity.
ACAAAUAAACAAACAAACAAACAAACAAAAAUUGUGCAGGAGGGUCGCAGAAUUCUAGGCACCACACCAUGGGCAACUGUUUAGAGGUGUACAAGGUCACCCUGAGGAAUACUUCCGGUAUGUGCUCCCCCACCCAGGAGGAGAAGAAGCCCUACCCCAUCUGUAGCCAACACACGGAGCGUAAGGCCAUGGGCUUGCGCGAGGGGCUGGCCCGGAAACGUCUUUGUGACGACAUCAAGCCUCCUUCAGAAUCCCAACUCAAGGCUUUAGAAGAAAGUCUGCGAAAUUUGGAGGGUAUGAACAGCCCAUCGGGGCUGGGCACUACAACCACAGUCGUGUUCUCAGUCAACAAUCAUGUAGGACACCUGGCGAGCGCCUUAAAAAUAUUCCAGGAAAAUAAAAUUAACGUGGUCCACAUCGAAUCCCGGAAGUCGAGGCGCGCGGACGCCCUGUACGAUAUCUACGUGGACGUGGAGACUGACCACAUCCGGUUGGAGGAGCUGGUCAACCGUCUGAAGAGGGAAGUUGCCAGCAUCACCUUCAAUGAGCUCAACAUCUCCAUGACGCCGCCAGCGUUAACUAAAAAAGCCUGCAUGGAGAUGGUCCCAUGGUUCCCCCGGAAGGUCUCCGAUCUUGACCACUGCGCAAGUCACGUGUUGAUGUACGGGGCUGAACUGGACGCCGAACAUCCGGGAUUUAAAGACACCGUUUACCGACAGAGGAGGAAAAUUUUCACCGACCUGGCCAUGCAGUAUACACACGGCACUGAAAUUCCCUACGUGCAAUAUACAGAAGAGGAGGUUGCAACUUGGGGGACUGUUUUCCGUGAGCUGAUGAAACUUUAUCCGACACACGCUUGCAGAGAGUACCUGGCCAACAUCCCCUUACUUGUGGAGCACUGCGGAUACAGAGAGGAUAAUGUCCCGCAGCUUGAAGAUAUAUCAAGAUUUUUAAAAGAACGAACAGGCUUCACACUACGACCUGUGGCCGGCUACUUGUCUUCUCGAGACUUCCUUGCCGGGUUGGCUUUCCGAGUUUUUCACUGCACGCAGUACAUACGUCACAGAUCUGACCCCUUCUACACACCGGAGCCUGACUGCUGCCAUGAGCUGAUGGGACACAUGCCGUUGUUGGCAGACUCCUCGUUCGCACAGUUCAGCCAGGAGAUCGGCCUGGCUUCUCUAGGAGCUUCAGAUUCUGAUAUAGCCAAGCUCUCAACGUGCUACUUUUUCUCCGUGGAGUUCGGCCUGUGCAAGCAGGAUGGAGAACUGAGGGCGUACGGUGCCGGCCUUCUCUCUUCGAUCAGUGAACUGGGGCACGCCCUGAGUGACAAGGCCCUGAAGAAAGUCUUUGAGCCGCUGCACAUGUGCAAUCAGGAGUGUCUCAUCACCACCUUCCAAGACGUCUACUUCUUCACUGACAGCUUCGAGGAGGCCAAAGAAAAAAUGAGACAAUUUGCCGGGACCAUCAAACGACCGUUCGCUGUCCGAUACAACCCGUACACCGAGUCAGUCGACGUUCUGGACAGCACCCGGUGUAUCGCCAGUGUGGUCAGCGAGCUGAAGGGCGACCUCUGCAUCGUCAGCGACGCUCUCAAGCGCCUACAGGGCAUGGAGAUUUUCAAGUUCCAGGAGUCUACCCCUGUGCUAGGAAAAAACGGAGAAGCACACCAAGCCUCAUGAAGAACUGUUACAUCUACCUAACGAGAACACGUGUUUAAAUUCUUGAAAUCUCUAUGUUAGAUUAUUUUUAACAUAUUAUUCAAAUUCGCUAAUUAGCAAUUUUAGCACACUAUGUUAAUCCGUUCCUAACGAGUCUGUUCCUAAUGUCAAAUUUUCGCCUCUUGUCGGCAAUCUUCGGGUAUGUCCGAGAAGGUUCGUGAUUGUUUCCGGAACCGGAUUUGAUCUUCAGUAGGCCAAGAAUUCAAGUCCAAAUUAUACGAAGUAUAAUGUUGUAAUACUUCAUUAAUACAUUAAGGUAUUGCUAAAAUUCUAUGCUGUUUUAUUAAAAUAUGGUUUUUAUUAAUUUUUAAACAAGAUUUAAUUAUAAAGUUUUACUUCAUUUCUUAUAAUUAAGCAGAAAUAUGAUAUAGGUUUUAAUAUUUUAUUCGGUAAUUAGCCGGCCAUCCAAUUAGGGUAGAACUUAUUCCACGACAAAAGCCUUCAAGAAAUUGGAUCCUGGGUUCAUUUCUCCAACUGCCCCAAUACAAUAUGUUUUCACACAUCGUAGCAUGUAACACGUUCGCGUGUCAGGUCAUAUGACUGUCUCACGUGACUUUGUGCAUACCAAGGGAAAACAAAUUUUGUUAAUGAAACAUAGGAAACAUUUUUUAAUUGCGUUCAUCACCUGCAAAAAAACUGAUUCAGCGAAUUCUAUAAAAUUCAAAUGGGACGAAACGAAAUAUUUAUUCUCUAAAAAGUAUCAUUCUGUUUAAUUAAGUCUUUGCGUAAUGGUGGGGUCCUGAUUGUACUAAUUAUUAACAAUAAUGUUACAUGUUUUCUUUGUUAUGGGUUCUAAAAUAUCGUUUUUUUAUCAACACGAUCAGUGAAUACUUUUCUCCAAUUGAAAAUUUAAUUUAUAAUUCUUACAACUUAUUUUAUUUUUUUUUCUUCUGGUUCUG